AUGGGGAAGAGUGUGGCCAGCAGGUCCAGGGAGGUGAUCCUCCACUUGGCCCUAGUUUGGUGCAGGGCAGGAGCUGGACUCGAUGAUCCUUCACGGGUCCCUGCCUUCCCACUCGGUAUAUUCCGUGAUUGCUCGUGGAGUUUCCUCUCUGCAGACCCUGACAGCCCACCUGGACACGAUGCCGUGUCACCUGCCCUGGGUGACCCUGCCGUGCCAGGGAGCUUGGCCCGGGUGAUCUCCAGCGCUCACCCCAGCCCGACCCAGGCUUCAGCCAGCGGGGAACACGAAGGAUCACAGCGGGACGGAAGCUGUUCAGGAAACUCCCAAUCCUCCGGAACCGGCUGUGAGGAAGCGGAAAGGGAGGAGCGGGGCCAGGCGGCGGCCGUGGCCAUGGCGGAGGGGUCGGAGGGAGGCGAGCCGGGAUGCGAGCCGGGAUCCGAGCCGGGAUCCGAGCAGGGAUGCGAGCACUACCGGCGGGGCUGCCGGCUGCGGGCACCGUGCUGCGGGAAGCUGUACCCGUGCCGGCUGUGCCACGACGGCGCCGAGCAGCACCAGCUGGACCGGUUCCGGGUGUCCGAGGUGCAGUGCAGCCGCUGCCGCCUGCUGCAGAAGGCCCAGCAGCGCUGUGAGGGCUGUGACAACCUCUUUGGGGAGUACUACUGUGACAUCUGCCACCUGUUUGACCGUGACAAGAAGCAGUACCACUGCGAGGAGUGCGGCAUCUGCAGGAUUGGCCCCAAGGAGGAUUUCUUCCACUGCUCCAAGUGUAAUUUGUGCCUGAGCCUGAGCCUCCAAGGAAAGCACAAGUGUAUUGAAAAUGUCUCCAGGCAGGACUGUCCAAUAUGUUUGGAGGAUAUUCACACAUCUCGUGUUGGAGCCCAUGUUCUGCCAUGUGGUCACCUUCUUCACAGAACAUGUUAUGAUGAAAUGCUGAAGGAAGGCUACAGGUGUCCUUUGUGCAUGCACUCAGCGUUGGACAUGACCAGGUACUGGCGCCAGCUGGACAACGAGGUGGCGCAGACUCCCAUGCCCACCGAGUACCAGAACAUGAUGGUGGAGAUCCUUUGCAACGACUGCAAUGCCCGCUCCACGGUGCAGUUCCACCUCCUGGGCAUGAAGUGCCAGAGCUGUGAGUCGUACAACACCGCCCAGGACGGGCGGUGCCGGCUGUCCUUGGAGGAGCAGUGACCGGGAUACGCGCGGCGUUCGGCCGGACGGCAACGCCGUGCCCUGGGAGAGACUGUUUUGCCAACAAAGCAACUCUUGGCAGUAAGAAUUCCAGUAUUCCGAGCUCAAGGAGUCCUUUACUGCGUCAGGGAGGAGGCAGAUGAGAAGAGCAGCAGGAGGAAAUGUGACCAGCAGCUGAUGCAGCAGCAGGAGGAGUUUUGGGGGCAGCUGAAGGGGAAGGGAGGUGGAGGUGCAGCUCCCAGGGAAAAUGGGUCACUUUGAGAGGCACUGCCAUCCACAGGGUUGUGUGAGGACGUGGUGUUCCCUGGGAACUGUGUGUGCCAGGACCCCAGACACACCUGCACAGGGGCAGCGGGCAGGAGUGGCAUCCUUGGCUCCCUUCAUUGUCACCUGUGUGUACAGAAUUCCCUUGAAACAAGGGAGUGAAUUGCCCUGACUGCUGGGAUGAACAGCUGGAAGAUCCAGGUGCAAAGAUCCAGGUCCUCUUUCCUCUGGACCCCCAUCCUGACUUGCUGCCGUCCCUUCACUCAGAUUCCUUUUCCAUCCGCAGUCGCUUUUUCCCCAUUUCUUCCUCAUGUUGCCCUGGGUUUUAGACACAUACACAGCUCGGUUUUGCUGGUUAAAGUACCUAAAGUGAAGCACAUCCUUCCCAUCAGGCUGGGCCUGAGAUGCUCACUGGAAUAACAGCAUUCCAGAGGUGCAGAGACCAAUUUUCUGUGGUUUUGGCAUUUGUUAAUGGUAGAGCUUCACUGGGGGGAGAGAAUGGGGGGCAAACGACUGCCUUUUAAAAUAAAUAAAAACCCCAACCCCACCCUUCUGCCUGAGGUGUUUUGCAGUCUUAAAUAUUGCAGAAAGUUGAUGAUUUCUGUGAAUUUCACAUACAGAUACUUUACAGUAAUAAGAUA
This is a messenger RNA of Catharus ustulatus (Swainson's thrush), 2093 nucleotides long. RefSeq names its product ring finger and CHY zinc finger domain containing 1 (gene RCHY1). Gene Ontology annotation, biological process: protein ubiquitination; ubiquitin-dependent protein catabolic process. Gene Ontology annotation, cellular component: nucleus. Gene Ontology annotation, molecular function: ubiquitin protein ligase activity; zinc ion binding. The record is from RefSeq and is a predicted model, not a curated record. The coding region runs from base 1 to 1188 and encodes 395 amino acids. NCBI's taxonomy places the organism in Eukaryota, Metazoa, Chordata, Aves, Passeriformes, Turdidae. The transcript has 10 exons.